UUCGAUUAAUUACACUAAUUAAUCUCAUGGGGAACAGAGAAGUUCUUGUGGUUGCAUUCUUCAUAAGGUCCAUAUAUGGAGGAGUGCAGAUAGUCACCAAGAUAGCGUUCAAUAGAGGCAUGAGCACAACUGUUUUUGUUUUCUACAGGCAUGCGAUUGCUAUCCUAUUCUUGGUUCCUGUUGCUUUUGUGCUAGAAAGGAAAACUGCUCCACCAUUGUCAUACAAGAUCUUGCUUAAACUAUUUGUACAUGCAUUAUAUGGAAUUGCUGGAUCAGUAAACAUAUAUGGCCUUGGUCUUAGUUAUUCUUCAGCAACAUCAUCAUCUGCGAUAUCUAACCUUCUACCUGUGGUGGCCUUCUUCUUGGCAGUUCUUAUGGGGAUGGAGUCUUUAAACUUGAGGAGGAUCCAUGGGUUUGCAAAAGUUUUUGGUGUUCUGUUCUCCAUUGUUGGUGUCGUCGUACUCGCAUUUUACCAUGGACCUGAAUUGAAGUCUUUGAACCUUCAGCAUCUAUCUAAUCAAAGUGUCUCCCAUACUGGGAAUACUGCCUAUCCUACAAGGACAUGGCAGUCAGGCAUUUUUCUGACGGUUAUAUCCACCACAUCUUGGGCUCUUUGGACAGUUCUUCAGGGUCUUAUGUUGGAGGUGUAUCCAUCUAAGCUUCUCAACACAACCAUCCAGAUGGUGUUUGCAACUAUUCAGUGUUUCUUCAUUGCUCUAGCAGUCGAGAGAGAUUUUUCGCGAUGGAAACUGGGGCUAGAUGCAGGUCUUAUCGCCGUGAUUUAUUCAGGUGUACUUGUGUCUGGACUUGCAUACUACAUGCAAGUGUGGGUGAUUGACAAGAGUGGACCGGUUUUCUUGGCCAUGACAAUGCCCAUAACUCUUAUUGUCACAAUAAUACUCUCCUCAUUUGUCUUGGGAGAAGCAGUCACCUUGGGAAGCAUAAUAAGUGGAGUGGUGAUGGUUGGUGGUCUCUACUGCGUUCUCUGGGCGAAGAAAGCUGAACAAGCGAUUGCCAGCAAGGAAGAAGCUAUACUCCCAGUUCAGGCCACACAAGUUUAGAUCAAAUUUAGUUCUUUUUGGCAUGUCCUAGUAGUCAAUAAUAAUUCCUGUGUUGUGUGUUUUCUGCUGCUUAAUCAGUUGCUAACCUUUGUGCAUUAUCUAAAGAAACUAACCUAUGUGUAAAUGGAGUGAUAUAUGACACCGUAAUCUACGUUUCAAAUGUU
Oryza brachyantha (malo sina) is the source of this 1225-nucleotide messenger RNA. RefSeq names its product WAT1-related protein At5g64700-like. The coding region runs from base 27 to 1061 and encodes 344 amino acids. The record is from RefSeq and is a predicted model, not a curated record. Gene Ontology annotation, molecular function: transmembrane transporter activity. NCBI's taxonomy places the organism in Eukaryota, Viridiplantae, Streptophyta, Magnoliopsida, Poales, Poaceae. Gene Ontology annotation, cellular component: plasma membrane. The transcript is spliced from 7 exons.